AUGUCGUCACUGCAGAUUGACGAGGGCGGCCGGCGCGGGCGUUCACGGUCGCCAGCCGGAGACCGCCGGGAUCGCGACUACGACGACGACGACGACAGCGGCGGUCGUGACCGUGACCGCGACCGCAGCCGCACCCGGGUCUCGGCCAAUGUGGUCGAAGCUGCGCCUUACCCGGGCUCUACUGCCGAGUCGUUUCGCAGCCCCACGGAGGCUUUCCGUGGAGGCCCCCCCGAAACCUUUCGCAGUCCCCCUUCGGCUUCGGCCGCCUAUGAGGAGUACGAGCGCCUGUCCAAGUGGCCGCCCGCGCCGCCUAGCGACGACGGCUACUAUCCCGCGCCGCCCCGUGAGACGUUUGACAAGCGCGACCGGGACCGCGAGAGGGAGAGGGAUAGAGAUAGGGACAGGGAUCCGAGAGACGCGCGGGACAAGAGGGACCAGGGCAGAGACCGCGACAGAUACUCGGACGACGACGAUGACGAGAAGCUUAAGCAGCGCGCCAACCUGUACCACCUUCCGCAAAAGUAUGCCACCAACAUAGUGACGGCCGAGCCUCCCGAGUCGCCGCGGCAGUCGCGUGACUCCCUCCAGGACAGAGAGCGCGAGAGGGACAGGGGCAGGGACCCGGACAAGGACCGCAGAGAUCGCAAGGAACGCGAGCGCCAGCUCCGCAAGGAGAAGCUCGAGGACGACUUGGCCUACGGGAGCACUCCUAUUCUGCCUGCCAAGCCCUCACCCGGGUCGCCGCCCGACUCGUACGGCUACGCCCAGCCCAAGCCGUGGGAGUAUGCCAAGGUCGAGGAAAAGGCGAGCACGACGUACGGCCAGGACCCGCGGUACAGCAGCGGCGGCCUGACCGCCCCCGGCUCCGGGCGCCCCGGCGGCCGCUCGCCCAGCCCCGGUCCCUCGCCGCUCAAGUCGGCCAUGAAGCGCGACCGCUCGCCGCAGCCUCCGACGGCGCGCAUGUCGACGCUGACGGUAAACACGGGCCACCAUUCGGCGUCGCUGUCGCUCUCGGCGGCGCCGCCGUCGCCCCUCUUGGAGUCGUACCACGGCACGUACCAGUCCAUGUCGCCGAUGCCGUCGCCGCUGCUCCUGCCGAACCACACGCAAGUGCUCGAGGCGCUGUCGCCCAUCGGGUCCGAGGACGAGCGGGCCGGCGACAAGAAGCGGUCGCGGCGGGCGCGGUUCCACGACCCCGUCGACGACGCGGCGCGGCUGGCCAAGGCGCUCAAGGGCGAGAAGCGGGCGCCCGAGACGGAGCCGCUAGUCGAGAUCCUCCCGGGGCUGACGCACGAGCAGGUCAUGGAGCUGCGGGUCGAGUACAAGCGGCUGGUCAAGACGGGGUCGGAGCGCAAGGGCGUCAACAUCGCCAAGCACAUCCGCGCGCGGCUCAAGGACGAGGACCCGAACCUGAUGAAGGUGUGCUACGCGACGGCGCUGGGGCGGUGGGAGUCGGAGGCGUACUGGGCCAACUUCUGGUACCACGGCGACAAGACGCGGCGCGAGCUGCUGAUCGAGGCGCUCAUGGGGCGCACCAACGACGAGAUCGGCCUCAUCAAGGACGGGUUUAGCGACAAGAAGUACGCUAACAGCCUGACCAAGUGCAUGAAGACGGAGCUCAAGGAGGACAAGUUCAAGAAGGCCGUGCUCAUGGUGCUCGACCAGACGCGCAUGGAGGAGGCCGACGGCUACGGCCGCCCGCUGCGCCUCGACAAGGAGCUCGUGUACGACGACGUCAAGCAGCUGCACCACGCCGUGCGCAGCGACAAGGGCGGCGAGUCGCUCAUGAUCCAGAUCGUCACCCAGCGCAGCGACAGCCACCUGCGCGAGGUGCUCAAGGCCUACAAGGAGACGUACCGGGGGGCCAACUUUGCCAAGGACGCUCUGAAGAAGAGCGGCAACCUGGUGGGCGAGGUCCUCACGCACAUCCUCAACGGCGUCAUCAACAAGCCCGUCCGCGACGCCAUGCUGCUGCACCACGCGCUGUCGGCGUCCAAGCGCGAGGAGCUGCGCCGCGAGCUGCUCAUCUCGCGCCUCGUGCGCUACCACUGGGAUUCCACCCAUAUGGUGGCCGUCAAGCGCGCCUUCCGCGACCAGUACGGCCGCGACCUGCAGGACGCCGUCCGCGACGCUACCUCGCGCGAGUGGGGCGACUUCUGUGUCGCCCUGUGCAUCACCCGCGUCCCCGACGACGUGCGCCGCGUCGAGCGCGUCGACAUUCACCGCUGA
This is a messenger RNA of Lasiosphaeria miniovina, 2229 nucleotides long. RefSeq lists its product as uncharacterized. Gene Ontology annotation, cellular component: cytoplasm. Gene Ontology annotation, molecular function: calcium-dependent phospholipid binding; calcium ion binding. Lineage: Eukaryota; Fungi; Ascomycota; Sordariomycetes; Sordariales; Lasiosphaeriaceae. The transcript is spliced from 2 exons. The coding region runs from base 1 to 2229 and encodes 742 amino acids. The record is from RefSeq and is a predicted model, not a curated record.